Messenger RNA from Pseudoliparis swirei, 1782 nucleotides. It is a transcript of the gene c1qtnf6a, whose product is annotated as C1q and TNF related 6a. The transcript is spliced from 3 exons. The record is from RefSeq and is a predicted model, not a curated record. Gene Ontology annotation, molecular function: protein binding. Bases 169 to 903 code for a protein of 244 amino acids. NCBI's taxonomy places the organism in Eukaryota, Metazoa, Chordata, Actinopteri, Perciformes, Liparidae.
CAUUACCCUCAUGUGCUUAUAGUCUGCGUCUUCCCUCUGUCCUGUGCCAAAGUGUUUCGUCUCAUGGUCGUUAAACCAAAGCCACGUUCAUAGCCGCCAAGCCUUUUUGUAAACCAAACCUCGAAAGAGUGAUUUUUGUUGGAGUUUUCAUAGUGCCUUUUGUAAACUAUGUUGGCUGUCCUCACACUACUGGCCCUCAGCUCCCUGGUGGCCUCGGGGCCCCCAAACGGCCGUCCCGUCCUCUGCAGGCGCUGCUGUGACCCCCUGGAGCCGGCAGAGGGCAGCGGAGCGCCGCCUCCCACCGCGGGGUUCAGCUCGGUGCCGGAGGUCCGCACCUUCAUCAACAUGACCAUCCUCAAAGGUGACAAAGGUGAGCGUGGCGACAGAGGGACUCCAGGUAAAUCUGGACAGGAAGGCCCUUCAGGCUCCACAGGCCUCGUGGGCUCAAAGGGCUCCAAGGGCCGGGCGGGUCUCCCGGGGGACCCCUGCAAAGUCCAGCACUCGGCCUUCAGCGUGGGCCGCCGCAAGUCCCUCCACAGCCUGGAGUCCUACCAGGCGCUCGUGUUCGACACCGUCUUCGUGAACCUCGACGACCACUUCAACAUGUUCGAUGGGAAGUUCGUGUGCCGGGUGCCGGGGAUCUACUUCUUCAACGUCAACAUCCACACGUGGAACUUCAAAGAGACGUACCUGCACAUCAUGCUCAACGACACGGAGCAGGCCAUCGUGUACGCGCAGCCCGGCGACCGCUCCAUCAUGCAGAGCCAGAGCCUGAUGCUGCAGCUGGGGCUCAAGGACGAGGUGUGGAUCCGCCUGUACAAGAGGCUGCGAGAGAACGCCAUCUACAGCGACGACGUGGACCUCUACAUCACCUUCAACGGAUACCUCGUCAAAGGGAACUGACGAAUAACAUCCAAUGUCAAAUUGUUUCUAUAUUUAGAUUUUUAUAUAUAUAUCUAUAUAUCUAUAAGGCUUCAGCUUGCUUCAAUAAGCUCGAUUAAGCAAUACCUCUUUUAGAAAAUGUGAAGAAAAAACUGAAGACGCUCAAAGUAGAAAAUUUAACAGUUCAACAUUUUGGAAUUAUAUUCAUUUCUUUUCUUGCCGUGAGUUAGAGGAGGAGAUUAAUACCACUCUCACAUCUCUUGGUAGCCAGCUUAGCUUGAGUGAUUAAACUCAGAGCGUUGAAAGUAUUGAUUUUAAAACUAAUUAGGACAUGGCUUAUCGUGCAUAAUUUGCAAUAUGUUUAUUUCUAUGACAGUAGUCCAGAAUAUUCAGUAUACUCGGUAAUGAAGAAACUAAGAUGUGGUUUCUGUAAUCGCUCAGAAGACUUCCCUUAGAGGUUAACAGAAUAAUGUAUUGGAUUAAUUUAGAUUUAUUUUUUAUUGACUGAACUUGUGCUUUUAAAGUGUACUUUUAAUUAUUACCUUUUUAUUAUAGUAUCACGCGAACGAAGAUAAACUGGAGGCCCCACUGCAACAUGAGUCGAAUUUAAUUAUAUUAAUUCAUUUAUUAUAUUAAUUAAUAAAUUUAUUAUUAACUUUGGUACUAACAUGACACUAUAAAAGCAUUAAUGCAGUUUUUCCAAUUGUAUAAUACUCCUAAAAAUCACGCUAAUGUGCUUUGUUUGAAAGGUUUUACUAAUAAUGUUUAUAUCGAUGUGUUGUAUCUACAAAUUGAAUGCAGUUCCUCCUUUGACCACUGGAGGGAUGCUUGUAAGUGCUCUUAUGUCAACCUCACAUGGAGUAAAAACUUCUUUUUUUUAAAUAAAAAGGACAAAACAGA